AUGUCUGAAGUUGUCCAUGCUGACUUUCUCUGUCUCUUGGCUGGAGAUGCCACGAUAGACCAUCCCAAAACAAGGAGCCGCAGUAACAGCCAAUCCUCGCUUGGCGUUGCCCAGGACGUGUCCGACAACCAAGCAACACGACAAACUAUCUCAACGAACCCAAACAAGCGCAAGCGACAGGAUUCCAACGAUGGGUCUGAAUAUCUGUCUUCUGACGGAUCACUCUCUCCGAAUAUGAAUGCCACGGGGACGGAGCACAUCCAAACAGUUGAAACUAUGUACACCAGACCAUCUACUACACAAUCCAACGAGGUGAGCACCUUCAGGGAGCUCUGGGUAAACCUGGCAGAUGCCGAGCACCCACCUUAUGACUGGGAUAUGCAUGUUUCUAUGGGAAAUAUGGAAAAACUUCGUCUUGACUGGUCACAGAACGAGGUCGCAACUGGUGUCAUCGAAAACAGUCUGUCAUCCGCGGAGAUCAAUUCACUCAAGGAUGCGCUGAAGAAACUCUCACCAAAGGUCCAGGCUAUUCUUCGGAAUAUCAAGUCGGAAGAGGAUUCCAGCGCGGUGCGUGGCGCGAUAAGCUACGUGGAAGGGCUCGGCGAGAUUGAACCCAAAAUCAACGCUAUGGAAAAUGGCCCUGUCAAGGAAGCUUAUGCAAAUCUUUACUCUCAUUUCGAGUCCUUCGGUACUCCAAAGGCAGAUACAACUGAUAUCACCCGAUAUGAGACUCCCCGCCCGCCUUUCGGAAUCAACGAGGUCCGCCUGCAGCUCCUGCGGUCCUUCCAACAAGAAGGAGCUCGUGUCAGCCAAGAAGCAGAUUCUCGCGGACAAUCUUGUCAGGCUGAAGUGGAGGAGGAACGCAUCGGUCAGAAAGAAGUUGAUAAACAGCUGCGCAGAGAGCUGGAUUCUGAAAGUCCGAAGAUCAUUUCUCGGAGGCGUCCGGUGUCGAACGCUGGGCACAAAGUUGAAUCAAAGGAAUGA
Penicillium canescens is the source of this 984-nucleotide messenger RNA. RefSeq lists its product as uncharacterized. The record is from RefSeq and is a predicted model, not a curated record. NCBI's taxonomy places the organism in Eukaryota, Fungi, Ascomycota, Eurotiomycetes, Eurotiales, Aspergillaceae. Bases 1 to 984 code for a protein of 327 amino acids. The transcript has a single exon.